Anas platyrhynchos (mallard) is the source of this 630-nucleotide messenger RNA. It is a transcript of the gene GLRX, whose product is annotated as glutaredoxin. Gene Ontology annotation, cellular component: mitochondrion. The record is from RefSeq and is a predicted model, not a curated record. Lineage: Eukaryota; Metazoa; Chordata; Aves; Anseriformes; Anatidae. Gene Ontology annotation, molecular function: glutathione disulfide oxidoreductase activity.
AAAUAUCUGGGACUCGGACGGCUGCUGUCCCACUUGCUGUGAGUGUGCUGCUGAGGGGCGCUGCUCCUGCUCCUGCCCAGCAACAUGGUCGAUGCCUUUGUGAACAGCAAAAUCCGACAUGACAAAGUCACCCUUUUUGUAAAGGGAACCUGCCCGUACUGCAGGAAUGCCGUGGCAUUGAUGCAGAAAUUUAACUUUCUGCCAGGACACCUGGAGGUGGUGGACAUCACCGGGAUGGAAGAUGUGCAGGACUACUUCCAGCGGACAACAGGGCAGCGAACUGUUCCUCGUGUGUUUAUUGGGACAACCUGCAUUGGAGGAUUUUCUGAUCUGCAGAAUUUGUAUCAGCAGCUCCCCGGGAUGCUACAGAAGAUUGGUGCCCUGCAGUAGCUGAAGGGACAAAGAUGACCACGAACUGUGACCUUCCCAUCUUCACAUGCGCACUUCUCGGAGCAGAUUCCUUCCAGCUGCUCUCUGUGGGAUCAAAUCCAUCUUUUUAGGGGAAUGCAACCUCUUUUCAUUUCAUUUAUAUGUGCUUCAGCGUGUCACAUCUCUUCAUCCUUUCUGUAGCUGCAGAAAGAAGUCCAGAAUGUGAAGCAAUUCAGCCUAAUAAAAUACGCUUGCACUAAG